Molecule: messenger RNA, 1393 nt
Organism: Ixodes scapularis (black-legged tick)
Lineage: Eukaryota; Metazoa; Arthropoda; Arachnida; Ixodida; Ixodidae
Product: acetylcholinesterase-1-like
Exons: 3
Coding region: 14-1393 (459 amino acids)
Biological process (GO): choline metabolic process; acetylcholine catabolic process
Cellular component (GO): plasma membrane
Molecular function (GO): acetylcholinesterase activity
Source: RefSeq, a predicted model, not a curated record
GGCCCCGGCCUGCAUGCAGACUGCUGCCAUUGACGCAAGGAAGCUGCCAUUUCAAGAUCCGAAGUCUGCAACUUCUGGAAUUAGCGAAGACUGCCUUUUCCUCAACAUCUGGACACCAAGACGGGACUUGUCGGAAAAGCUAAAUGUCAUGGUCUAUCUAUUUGGAGGAACUCUUCUCACUGGCUCAGCGCCCGACGGCGCAGUCUUGUCUGCUUACGGAGGUGUCGUCGUCGUCACGAUUAACUACAGGCUCGGCGCCUUCGGAUUUUUAUACGGUGGAAGUGAAGACGUACCCGGCAACCAGGGGCUCUACGACCAAGCACUGGCGCUCACGUGGGUCACAGACAACGUCGAUCGCUUCAAUGGGAAUCCAGACUCGAUCACACUGUUUGGAGAAAGUUCAGGAGCCUGGAGCGUCGUGUUCCAUCUGCUGUCACCCAUGACCCAGUCUAUGAUACACAGGGCCAUCGUUCAAAGCGGAGGAGUCGAUCGGAGAGACCUAGUGGGGAAGGGCUCGGAUAUGCUUGGCAGAGCUCAUAAGCUCGCCAAAUUUCUUGGCUGCUCCGGCGGUGCCAAUUCAACUUGGGAGUUAAGCGCUGAAACGGUUAGCUGCAUUAGGGCAACCAAUGCCAGUGAACUAAGCGUUACAGAAAGAUUGUUAAUCGAUGGCAAGAAUACUUUUUUCCAGCCAAUAUUCGGCGACGCGUUUAUGCCGGUGGAACCACGACUGGCGACGUUCCCAGGCGACAAGGACGUUCUAAUUGGGCAGGUCGAGAGCGAGGGUGCCUCUUACAUCUCUCAAUACUUUCGAGAUACAUUUUCUGCGUCACAGUCCUCGAGGAAAAUAAAUAAGGUCGAAAUGACGUACUUCUUCGGUAAGACGUUUCCCUCGUUGAAUCUUACUUCGCUGAAGAAAGUACAGGAUGAGUACAUGGGGCAUCUGAGGGACUUUGAUUACGAUGCAUUGAAGCAAGCAUUGGUGGAUGCACGAGGAGACGGUCAUGUUGUUUGUAGUACCGUGCGGACUGCGUUAAAGUUGGCGAAUGCGACGGCAUUGAAGAGCGCGGGUGCGGGUGUCUACUACUACAGGAUCAGUCAAGUGCCCCAAUGCAUAGAGAGAGAAGCCUGGUUGAAGACAGCGCACACGGAUGAUAUACCCUACGUUUUCGGAACUUCUUUUGAAGAGGGCGGUUGCGCUCCCGACAGCGACAUCAGCCGCACAAUCAUGCGUAUAUGGAGCGGUUUUGCGAAGAAAAGGGUCAUGAAAGUCGUCACAUGCUUGGAACACACCUACAAUAAAUGUAGCGAAGCCGGUUUGAGCUGUGUUAAUGUCGUUUACAAUGUUUUCGUCGAACAUCUUAACAAUGCUGUCGGCCAUGUUAAAUUCGAAUGA